Messenger RNA from Helicoverpa armigera (cotton bollworm), 6215 nucleotides. Its product is annotated as ras GTPase-activating-like protein IQGAP1. Lineage: Eukaryota; Metazoa; Arthropoda; Insecta; Lepidoptera; Noctuidae. The record is from RefSeq and is a predicted model, not a curated record. Gene Ontology annotation, molecular function: calmodulin binding; GTPase activator activity; actin filament binding. Gene Ontology annotation, cellular component: cell cortex. Bases 209 to 5137 code for a protein of 1642 amino acids. The transcript is spliced from 14 exons. Gene Ontology annotation, biological process: regulation of GTPase activity; mitotic actomyosin contractile ring assembly actin filament organization.
UGCAGCCGGUGUUUUUACGUUUUAGCGUGGUAACACUGUCUCUAUGUAAUCAAAAAUCAAAUUAAACGAACAGCCGUUUUGUUUUGAAAAUGCCAGGGUUAUGAAAGAAUUUAUUGAACUGUGUGCGAAUAUUUUAGAAACGACGUGAGUUAGUAUAAUUUUAAAUGAGAAUAUCAAUAGUAGUGAAAAUUGUGAGGAAACUACCAUCAUGGGGAAGGAUUUGGACGAAGUACGGAUUGGAAAAAUUGACGAUUGCGACUCUGAUAUUCGGAAGACAGGACAAGAAAUGGACAGUAUAAGACAACGAACAAUUGCCUAUGAAUAUUUAUGUCGAUUGGAAGAAGCAAAGACUUGGAUGGAAGCAUGUCUUAAAGAAAGUUUACCGCCAGCCACUGAAUUCGAAGAAAGCUUGCGAAACGGAGUUUAUUUGGCGAAAUUGGGAAAUUUUAUAUCUCCGGACUUACUGCCUCUAAAUAAAAUAUAUGAUAUUGACCAAAAACGAUAUAAGAUAAUGGGCCUCCAGUUCAAACACACUGAUAAUAUCAAUAAAUUCCUGCAAGUGCUGAAGAAAACUGAAUUGCCAGUGACUUUUCAGCCCGAAACAACUGAUAUUUACGAUAACAAGAAUAUGCCCAGAGUGAUAUAUUGUAUACAUGCUUUAAGUUCACAUUUAUUUAAGCUUGGAAAAGCUCCACUCAUACAUGAUGUAUUUGGCAAAGUUAUAUUCACAGAUGAAGAAAUUGACUCAGUCUCAAAAGACUUACAAAAAUGUGCACACCCACUCCCAAUGUUUCAAAAGAUAGGGGGCAUAUUGUCGAAAAAUAAUAGUAAUGGCUCUGAUGGUACUGCAAUGCAUGAUGCUGUUGUUGAGCUCAACAAUCUUUUAGACUCUGGUAAAUCCAUAACAUCUGCUAUUUUGAACCCACAUCUCAAAUUAAAACAUGUACAAAAUAGACUCAUAGAAGAAUAUAAGAAAGUAUUGAAAUCAGCCAAAGAUGAUAAAUCACAGGCUGCUAUGAAUCGUUCACUAAAUGAUAGCUAUAUCCCUGAUGAGUAUGAUGAGUUGCUCAAUGUUGUUGAAAUCCAAGGUUACAUUACUGCCGUUAAUUACAAAUAUUCAUGGAACAAGUUAUGUUUAGCAUCUCAAAAUGGUGAUGUUAAUGCCUUAGAUAAAAUAUUCAAUGAGAGUUGGGUAAAGACAAAGAAUUAUAAUCCCAAUAAUGUGGAUUUCUACUGUGAUGUUGUGAAAGAAAUAAAUGAAUACAACAAGGAUGUUGAUGUGGAGAGUGUUACUAAUUGGCAUAAAGUAUUCCAAAACAUUAUAAAUGAAGGGAAUCGGAAAUCACUUGAACAUACAGACCACAAGACUGCCAUUAAUGAUGUCAAUAAAGCUUUAGAUGAAGGCACACCAGAAGAUUUGUAUGUUGCAUUGAAUAACCCACAUUUAGAAAUAAACUUCAAAGUUAACAAGUAUGCCAUACCCCUUUUGUAUGAAGAAAUGAAAUUAGAGAAAUUCGAAUUGGAGAAAAAUUUAAAUGAAAGUGAAAUAGCAGCUUCUGUGUCGUAUCUUUUGACCAUAGCGUCGAUAUCGGAGGCUGUUGACCGAGGAGAUGACAAUGCUGUAUGGAACUACCUGAAUUCUAAUCAGCUACACUUGGAAGGCGUGCGGCCGCAUUGUCGCCGCCGGUACCUGUCUGCGUUGGCAACAGCAUUGCAAGUGAAGAUAAGGGAGCAAUGUGCAUGCCCAUUGUUAACUCUGGAUGAUAUUAGGGACUCCAUAGAUAUGGUCAAUAUGAGAGAUGAUGAUAAUGAGGAAUUGGUCUCAGUAAUAGAGCAUAUCAACAAGGCAGUAAUUGAAGAAGACUCGGACACAUUACUGAUCCUACUCAAGCACUCUUGCCUAAAAUUGGCCACACCUUUACAUAAAGAGGAAAGUCAUCUAUAUUUACGAAUGCUGAAAAAAUUACUUGUUCAAAAAGAAUCCCAAAAUCUGUGGCUUGAUGAUAUUGUUGAGAUAGUCAAUGAAGUUAAUUCAGAAUCCGAAAAUGUAAAGGAGCUAACUGAAUCAUUAGUUCAGUUAAAUUUAGCAGUUAUGAAGAAUAAUGUGGAGGAAUUUUGGAAUGCUCUUAUGCAGCCUGUUUUAUCUAUCUCUGGAAUGAUUGAAAGCACUUGCAAAGAUGUUUAUUUUCAAAUGUUUUCUAAGGCCCUAAAAAAGAAGGGUCAUCAUAUUUGUCCUUGGAUCGUUUGCCAUACUAAUGCUGGUAAUACAGUAUACAUUGAUGUUGAAUCCUACACUUACUGUUGGUCAACCCCCAAGGAUUUCGUACCUUAUGCCCGUUAUUUGACCAGAAGGGAUGUCAAAAGCAUAAUUGACAAAACUAACAAAAAUCACGUAAAUAAGUACAUGCAAAUGGUAAUAGAGAAAGCUGUUGUAAAACUUCAAGCUUACUGUAGAGGCUACCUCAUCAGAAAAGCUAUUGCAAACAGACUUCAGUUUUUCAAAGACAAUGAAGAAUACAUAAUAAAAAUCCAGGCAUGGUGGAGGAAGGCCAUUAUUGAGAAAAAAUAUGGAACCUUAAUAAAAAUGAAGGCUAUUGAAGCUAAGUUGAAAAGGGAAAGAAAAGAAAACCCAUGGGCAUGGUAUAAAGUUCAGGAGCCGAAAAUAAUCAAAAUUCAAGCACUUUGGAGAGGCCGCCGUGCCCGCGAGGCUUUCACGUCUUUGUUUUACUCUGCUAAUCCUCCACUAAAAGUUGUUAAGAAAUUCAUUCCUAUGUUAGAUUUUUCUACUGAGGAUUACGAUAGAGAAAUCGAGUUACAAACUUUGAAAUCUGAAGUGGUUCAAUCUAUUAGGAAAAAUCAAGAACUAUCUAAGCAACUUGAUGAUAUGGAUCUGAAAAUUGGUCUUCUUGUGCAAAACCGCAUCGCUUUACAAGAAGUAGCUGCACAUGGCUUGAAGUUAAAUAAUUUAGUCAAACACAAUUCUAUGACGAAACUUGUGCUAGAGAAACACCCUGAUGGCAAAGGUACUUUAAUGACAGUUUCGACUGCAGUAAAGGGCCUGAAAUCACUCACCAAAGAAAGUAAACGACUGUUAGACGGAUACCAACAUUUGUUUUAUGAACUGCAAACGAAUCCAACCUAUCUUUCAAAACUUCUUUUCUGUAUUCCACAAAACAAAACGAAUUUCUUUUUACAAAAUGUUGUUUUAAGUUUAUACAAUUUCGGUGCAUAUGCCAGGGAUGAGUAUUUGUUGCUGAAAUUAUUCAGAUUUACUCUAGAAGAAGAAAUAAGUUGUAAAGUUGUUAAGCCCUUCGAUAUAAUUGCGUCGACUCCAUUGGUGCUUAAAAUGGCUGUAAGCCUGUCGAGGCAGCUGUCUGGGCUGAACAGCCUGCAAACCAUUAUUGGACCCCUCGUUAACAAAAUGCUGCAAGAUAGAGACCUUAAUAUAGAAACAGGACCCAUUGAAAUUUACAAAGCUUGGAGAAAUGAGACAGAGAUGAAAACCGGUCAAAUAUCGAAACUGCCAUACAGUGUAAGCCAAGAAGAAGCACUAACAUUUCCUGAAGUAAAGUCUCGGCUUGAGAAAGCUCUUACUCAGCUCAAAUCCAUAGUCACCAUGUUUCUGGAUGAAAUCAUUAAUUCCACCGAAUUAUUACCAUUUUGUAUAACGUAUAUGGCUCGAGUUUUACACAGAGCUCUUACUUCAAAAUUUCCUCAUACUCCCGAAAAGGAUAUAUUAAAAGUGAUCGGGAAUCUCGUCUACUACCAAUUUCUGAAUGCAGCGAUAGUAGCUCCCGACGCGUUCCACAUCAUCAAUUUACCGAAUGGUACCUGCCUAACUACAGAUCAACGCAAGAAUCUUGCUUCAGUGGCUAAAAUCCUGCACUUUUCCGCUGCGAAAAAAGGAUUUGGAGAGGAAUCGAGCCAUUUACGCUGCCUUAAUCCGUUUAUUGUGGAGUGUCAUGAGAAAAUGAAAGAGUUAUUCCGUCGCUGCUGUCGUGGACCUACUUUAGAAGAGUAUUUUGCUGUUGACGAGUACACAGAAGCCACGAUGCUACAUCAACCACACAUUUAUAUCACAGUUCAGGAAAUUGUUGACACACACGCACUUCUAAUAGAAUAUCAAGACAUAAUAGCGUCCGAUCCUCGGGAUCGGCUUAACGAUCUGCUUGACGAUUUGGGAGAAGUACCUUCAGUGGCUCAGCUGGCGUCCAGAGAUGUUGAUACUCUAAUGGGAGACACGACAGAAGAGAACGCGAGGCUCGAGGUAUGCUUAGCGCUUACGAAUAAAUUCCAGGCGCCUGCCGACGACAUGACUGACUUAAACAAACUCUUCAUUAAAACUAAGGAGUUGUGUGUUUCUAUUAUUCCAUUUUUGAAUGGUGAACAUCUUUUGGAAGCCUUAUGUAUAGGCACAACAAAAGCCCAGCAAGAUCAAUAUGCUGGUAGGAUACAAAAACGUAUCUACUCUGGUCAGGCUCGUCAAGACGAAGUUAUGACUUUACGGGAGCAUAUAGCUAAACUACGUAAGAAUCUUCAAAUGCUUGAAGAUGAGGGCUAUGUGACUAGAGAAGACGGUUACCAGGCUCUAGUGACUUCUAUUGCCCUUGAUCUAUGCAAUAAGGGCAAGUAUAGACAGGCACAAAGAAGAGCUUUGGCAACACUGACCCGAACCAAACAAAGUUUACAAGAAAAAACUAAGUAUUAUGAAGAGAAAUGCAAAUCUUAUGAUCAGUACAUAAAAUCUUGUCUUGCUAAUCUACACACCGGCAAAAAAAGUGUUCAUGCUUGCUUAAGAAGAUCAGGCAAAGAUAUGCAGAAAUUGAAAUCCAAAUUAACUGUGAAGUAUUCUGGUGCCAAAUUGUUGGAGAGAGGGGUUCUACUAGAAAUUGAUGGACUAUCAACAUCCCAAUUCAAAAAUGUUCAGUUUGACAUUACACCAACCGACCACAAUGGAGUUUUCACCAUUAAAGGAAAGUUUAUGGGUGUUGAAAUGGAAUCUAUUGAAGUUGACAUACAAGAUCUACUUCAAAAACAAUAUGAAGGUUGUGCUGUUAUGGACAUGUUUGGAAAAGCUAAAAUUAAUGUGAAUCUUUUGAUAUUCUUAUUGAAUAGUAAGUUUUAUGGUAAGUUUUAGUUUUUAUUGCACUUGAUUUCAUAGACGCAGUUGUUUCGUAACUAAUUGUACGGUUGAACCGACGCGACGGGUGGGCGAUCCACUCUUUGACUAUCAACUCAAUGCUAAUGCAGGAGUUCCUUGAUUAUUUGUUGAUUAUUACAAAAAAAAAAAAAAAAACUGUUUUUGGUGUUGAUUGCCUGGCGAGCCUCCAAUUUUUAUUAUUUAUUUUUUGUGUUAGCAUGACUGUGAAUGUUUGAUGAUGCAUUCAGCAAAUUUUGAUAAAUAAUUAUUUUGUAUUUCCAUUGUCUAUGAAAUCUCAUAUAGGAUAUAACUGUCUUAUUAAGAUUUGAUUAUUUUUGACCUUAGUUUUAAAAUCCUGAUGCAGACAAGAGUCUGAGAAUGUACUUAACACCAAAAGUUCAAAAUUCCCAUGAAGUAUUAAAAUACCAAAUAUUGUUACUAAUAUUAUUGACUACUUAGUAAUAAGUCACAUUUGCUUAAUUACAAAUUAACAUUAUUGGUCACAAAGUUUUCUGUAAUUUUAAUAAUUUAUUAAUUAUUACUAAUAUAGUUUUAAAAUAAUAAUAUUAUUUAAGUAUCUCAUUUUUGUGAGACAUUUUUUUUAAUACUCUAAAAUCUGUUAAUUAAUAUUUUUCGUUACAAUAAGGUUCCUCUAGCUUAGAUGAACAUCGUUUAAUACAAUAUCAUCACCAUUUUUAGAUGAUUAAUGUGUUAUAGCCAUCAAAAAGGAUUUUUUGUCUAAAACUGUUAAUAUAAUAAUCAGACUUCCAUUUUAAAAAAUCAUUAAAAUUGUUAAACGUGUAAGGAAAUUCACACGGAGACUUAUUUGAUUGUGCCUAUCCUUAUAAUGUAGGUACCUAUUGUAACCUUUGAUAUCCUUACUACUAUGAAAUCACUUUGAGGUUACCCAUUAAUAAAUUAAAUUGAAAUAAACUGUGAUAAAACUCAUAAUUAUGAAUUGGAAAGCUAAACACUACUUUUAACAUUUGUACCUUCAAAAAACAAUGCAAUUGUAUAUAACAAUCAAUUUAAGUAUUCUUAUAAUUUUUUAAUAAUAAACGAGGCUGACAAGUAA